CUUCUGCAAUCCGGUCUAAGCCUGGUCCAGUCGGUUUAUCCAAGUUCGAACCCGUCAUCUCCAGACGGAUAAGCUGACCGUUUUGACAGCGAUGGACUGCGCGUGCAAGUUCUCUGCGGCGGAAUGGACGAGAUAAGGAUGGGGCUAGAGCCUCAGGCGCUUCAGGCCUUCAGCAGAAGAAAACCUACAUGGUCCGGUCUCGAACCCAACGGCUGUGGAAGGCUGCUCCUUCCACAAUACAUAUACAUACGGGUAAUUAAGUAUGGAGUGAGCCGUGAAUAUGAAGGAAUCAAUCUUCCGAAGUGUUAAUUCAAUUUUGUGAAUUCAUGAACUUGAAGGUGGAAUUGUAGAGCUGCUAUAGAGAAUGGAGGUUAGAUUUGUUUUUUAACAGGCAUACGUAUUUGAACUUUUUGUAUCAGUAUUUCUAUUGGAUCGAAUAAACACUAAACAAUAAAGGGGAAUGGCGGAGAGCCGGAGACCGGUGAACGUUUCCCCAAAUUUGAUUACACUACGAGUUAAAAAGCCACCAUUUCCGAGUUCCGCUCUCUUCGUCAUCGUGUUCAUAUUCACCUUUUAGCAGUAUUAUUAGACUGACAUAAGUUACAUCCGUUUCUUACUACGGAUAAUUACUAUCUUCAAAUUUCUACGGUCUACGGAGUGUUUUUUAUAAGCUGCGGGAUAUGAAACGUGGCACGCCCUUGGCAGAAGCGUAUCAACGUGUCAACAAGGUUCAUAAGAGUUGCCAGCUGGGUGACAAAGCUUCCUAUAAAAGUAGCGGCGGCGGCGGUGGUUGAGGAAGUAGGAAUACGUUUGAAUCUGAACAGUAGAAAAUGGACGGAGUAUCUGCCUGUGCUGCAAUGGGGACUCAGGCGAGUUUGGCUUCUAGAUUGGUUCUAACCGCUUGCUCCAUUGUCUCUCUGCUCUUCAUCUGCUAUGCUUCUCACUUCUAUGAGUACACCUCUUUCUGGCUUUUGGCCAUUGCAAUGGGGUUGCAGAUACCAUGGAGCUUGGCAUUGGCAGUUGCAGAUUGCUACUUUAUCUUCUUCCCCAGAAAUCAAACUCAGCUACCUUGGUUCACUCUUGCUGUUAUUUCAAUGGAUUGGAUAUUUGCAUUCCUUUCUCUCGCUGCAUCCUCGGCAACUGCCAGCACAACGUAUUUCCUGUUUCCCGCCUGUGAGAUCACAGCAUGCCACCAUUAUCAGAUGGCGUCUGCAGCUGGCUUCUUAUGCUAUGUGCUCCUCUUUGGCUGCUCUCUUUCCAAUCUAUGGAUCCUUCCAUGGCUAUUAUGAUGAGAUGACAGAGUGACAGACUGUACCCUCAUUCAACCACCUUCGCUCUUGGCAGUGUGACUGUGAUUCUAAUGUUGAUUCAGUAAUGUCGUUUCUGCCAUAGACACUGAAGUGGAGCUUCUUCUGAAAAACAUAUACUUGCCUACCGAGGAACCCCUGAUUCAGGGGAAUGAGCAAUGGCUGCACGGCUUUGAAGGCUUGUUUUGCGUUGGAGAGGCCGCUGUAGGAUUUUCCUGUGAAGGAUGUGGCAAGUCAGAACGUAAAAGAAGCAGGGUUGGUGAUGAGGAAGGAUAUGGGCACAAUACUGCUGACUGAACUCAAAACAAUUGGUUCAGAAAAUGGUUGGAAUGCAGGCUGAGACAGACCUGGCUGCCCAGAAUUGUAGUGUUACAAGUUUUUGGCUGUCAUGACACAUAUGUAGUAAACGAAAUUAAUGAUAAAAAUUGAUAAUAGUCGUAAUUUUAAAGAAUAACAAUAAAGGUUGUUGAGGAGUGAGGGUAAUCUCCCAGAGAGGUUCAAAAACCC
This is a messenger RNA of Cuscuta europaea, 1814 nucleotides long. NCBI's taxonomy places the organism in Eukaryota, Viridiplantae, Streptophyta, Magnoliopsida, Solanales, Convolvulaceae. The record is from the annotation of a GenBank genome assembly.